Messenger RNA from Rhodotorula toruloides NP11, 4281 nucleotides. RefSeq names its product WD repeat protein. The transcript is spliced from 18 exons. The record is from RefSeq and is a predicted model, not a curated record. Gene Ontology annotation, molecular function: protein binding. The coding region runs from base 1 to 4281 and encodes 1426 amino acids. NCBI's taxonomy places the organism in Eukaryota, Fungi, Basidiomycota, Microbotryomycetes, Sporidiobolales, Sporidiobolaceae.
AUGGCGGACGCAUCGCCUCACAGCGCCGAUCCGACGACCCCUCCUCGACAGAACUCGAUUCGAGAUGGCGCUCCCACGCUGGACGACGAGCCGUCUCUCCCAUCGUUCGAGCCAGACCACGAGGACACGUUUCACCAGCUGAUGAGCAUCAUGAUCGACGAGCCUAUCGGGUCGAUGAGCAUCAGUCCCGCAAAUCGUGAUGUCGCUCUCGGCGCCCGGAAAGGCCUUUUCAUCGUCGACCUGCAGAAUCCCUACGACCCGCCUCGGUUCUUGCCGCACAACUCGUCGUGGGAGGUUGCGGAUGUGCAGUGGAACCCUUUCCCGCACCGGAGCGAAUGGGUUGUCUCGACCUCCAAUCAGCAAGCCGUCGUCUACAACCUCUCCCUCUCGCCUUCCCUCUCCAGCUCGCCCGUCGAACACACCCUCUACGGCCACACCCGUGCCGUAACAGACAUCAACUGGUCGCCCGGAUCGCCCGAGGUGCUUGCGACGUGCGCGAUGGACGGGUGGGUAAUGGCGUGGGAUUUGAGGGCGGGUUAUGGAAAAGGCGGAGGACGAGGAAGAGGGAGAAAGCCGAUUUGGCGGGUGUGUGGUUGGGGAGCUCCCGCGACGCAAGUCAAGUUUAACCGGCGCGAACCGCAUGUCAUCGCCAGCUCGCACGCGAACGUGGUCAACAUCUGGGACGACCGAAUGGGCGCGGAACCGGUCACCACUAUCAAGGGGCACACUGCCAAGAUCUACGGCAUCGACUGGUGCCGCAAGGACUCGAAGCAGAUCAUCACCUGCUCGCUCGACAAGUCAUUCAAGUCCUGGCGGAUCAGCGACACCGAAACACCCGUCCGGACAGUCGAGACGACCUCCCCCAUUUGGCGCGCUCGCUGGCUCCCCUUCGGCGACGGCAUGCUCACCCUUCCUCAGCGUUCCGACCACGCCUUGUCCGUCUGGAGCGUCAAGAAUAUCGACGAGGCGAACGAGGCGGGCGAGAAACCGAAGCCGGUCGUGCGGUUCGAGGGUGCGAGGGAGGGCGUCAAGGAGUUUGUGUGGAGGACGAGGGGAGGGGAGGAUCUCGAGUCUGAUGACCGCCAGUUCCAGCUCGUCACCUGGGCGAAAGACCGGCGUUUGCGCUUGUGGCCAAUCUCGGAGCAGAUUGCGAAGGACGUUGGCCACGUCAAGGGAUCUCGCAUCCAAGUCCCCGUUACUCGCCGCGGCGGACCCGACAUCUCGUACCGGUCCUUCGCCGAAGCCCCUGCCCCGCCUCUCCCGCUCACCUUCUCGCCGCCAACCCCGAACAGCGCGACGAAGGCGAUUCCUUCCGGGGCGUCACUUCUCUCGACUUCUUUCUCACAAUCUCCUGCCUCAAGCCCUUCGCUUCUCACUUCCUCUCUCCUCAAGUCAAACCUUACCUCGUCCGCCUCCGCCAACAAAGAGAACCUCCUCGCCUCACCUCUUCCGUACCCGCUUCCUUCAGCUGGCCAGCGUGCCUCGGCAGCCACGAUGACGACCACGAAGGUCCGCAGUCGCCGGCAGAAGGAGCAUGACCGUCUCGCAUGGAUGGAGGGCGUCAAGAUUAUCCGCCCGCCUCAGGCUGUCGAAGCUGGCGCAGCCGAAGCAGGAGAUGACGAAGAGGAGGCAGAUGCUGGCGCAGGUGGUGAGGAGCAUGAAACGCCCGAAGCUGCUUUGGCAAAGGCGGACUCGGUCGCGAGGGGAACAGACGCCGGAACGGCGACUGCGAGGGAAGGCGAGGAAACGGAACGAGCGGAGAGCGUCAUGUCGAGGGAGUCAAUGCAAACUGGCACGGCGGUCGGGAAGGACGUCCUGUAUGCCAACUUGGGCGAGGAGAUCACGAGCGUCGUUCGACGCUUCCCGCGCGUCAACUUUGAGAAGGUCCACGUCGCCGGCCGAACCUGCACCGUCUCGCUGUACUGCCCGCUCUUCAUCCGCGCGACCUUCUCCUUUCCCAAAGGCUAUCCCGCCUCGUCGCCGCCCGCCAUCGAACUCGAGCGCAGCAUUGACGUCUCGCUCAAGCAGCGAGCAAACAUCCUUCAGGGUGUGCGACGGCUCAUGUCGUUGCGAGCCGAACGCGGCUUGCCCUCGUUCGAGCAAGCGCUGCGGUACUUGCUUGGCGACCGGUCCGUCGAGCGGGCAGAGGAAGAGGAGGAUGACGAGGCGGAAGAGGGACUUGAGGGCUCGUUGAUGAACAACCUGACGGCCGACAUCCUGCGCAACAACAUCAACGUCCCGCCUCCGCGAAGAGGCGGCGCAAGCUUCGGUCCCUCCGGCCAACUCGUCGUCUUCUUCCCAACGAACGUUUUCGUCGCUCCUGGCAGCGACAUGGACGGGACGACGUCGCCGCCGAACGAGCCGGAGCUGCCAAAACGCAAGUUCCCGCUGCGACUGUCCGAAGUGUUUGGCUACCUGCCGUCCGAGUCGACCGACUACGAGGGCGACUACCAGGAGACGGACGAGGCGCUGCAGGUUACACGUACCCACAACCUGCGCUCCUACCCCUCCAUGCGGGACAGGUCCCGCGCAGUUGCCCCUCAUGGCGAGAUGUCGCCCUCCUUCAGCACGGUUGUCAAGAUCAAGGACGUCUCGCAUCUCACAGUCAACUCGCCUGCCCGCUCGUUCUCCUCGCUCGGCAAACCCGCCGUCGACGUCGCACGCGAGAACGCCCUCGGUGCGAUCGCCGCGAAGGAUCUCUUGCUUGCCAAGAUCUGGACGACGGUUGUCGCCUUCUUCGAGAGCGGCCUGCCAGGGGAUGCCGGGGCGGGCUCGCCUAGACUGGACUCGCUGCUUGCGGAGCGGAUGUUGCAGGAACUGCUCAAGUACUUAGCUUACCUGCGCGACAUCCAGACUCUCGGCAUCAUCGCAUGCCUGCUGGAGAUCCACACGCGAGACGUCGAGAUGGCCAGCCGCCUCCGUUCGGCAGGACGACCGCCCGAGAUCGACUACUUCAGCCAGCGUCACCGCCCGAUUGAGCCGGUCGUCGACAUCGACUUUGAAGACGGCUCGGGCGAGCAGACUCCGCUGCCGACGACCGCGAGCCUGCCUCGUCUUCGAGGAAGCGACGGCUCGUCCUUCUCGCCAAAGCCGUCUUGGGCGAACUUAUCCGGCUUCUUCAACUCAUCGAUGCUCUCGCUCCGUAGUGCGUCGCCCAACUCGCCUUCCAGCCCGGAUCGAUCAGGCAGCGGCGGUACUCGACCGCCCUCUCGAGGCGGCAAGUCGAGCCCGUCCUCCCUCUCACCCGGCGUGAUGUCGGCCAGAAGUCCUCUUCGCGUCCAGCAAGCCCACCACAUGACGCCGCAGCACCCUUCCGGCGGGUCGACUCCGCUUGCGCGAGACGGCGACGAGACGGCUGGCGAAUCGCGGGAACAGCGGACGAAGACGUCCCCCAACGUCACGUUCGGCGCGACGAGCGUUGCACUUAUUCCUUCGAAAGCGACCGCCCAGGCGGCGUUGUCGGGGGACGACGAGAAGCCGAGGCAGCUUAAACGAGUUGCGGUCACAUUCAAUCAGACCAUGCAUUUGCACAAACCUUUUCCUUGGUGGCUCUCGCCGCGAGCGCAACUCGAGCUCGAGCUGAUCCGCCUCAGCUACGCCGAGCUGCUCAACCGGUGGGGUCGCGACGUCGAGCGGGCGCAGGUGCUCAAGCUCUGCCGCGCGGCUGUCGAGCAGUCGAGCGCGCGACUUGCUGUGGCGCGAGACCGGAUUCAGGAGAUGAACGGAUUGGGCAAGACGGCUACGAUUGAGCAACAACGGACCUGCACACGCUGCGGCACGAGCGUCAAGUCUGCCGAGCCGACCUGCCCGAAAUGCCGUCUCCGCCAGCGCGCAGUCAUCUGCAUCCUCUGCCACCUCCCCGUCAACGGCCUCGUACAGAGCUGCUCGACCUGCUGCCAUGUCGGCCACCUCUCCUGCCUCUCAUCCUGGUUCUCCUCGUCCCCGACCUGCCCAACAGGCUGCGGCUGCUCCUGCAUAACAGAAGGCGGCUCAUCAGGCCUCUUUUCCCUCCCUCACCCUCCUUCCUCCUCCUCCGCCUCGGUCUCGGCGUCCGCAACUCCAACAAGCACCCACUCGCUCCCGCUGCCCUUGCUCUUGCCUUCUUCCGCUCGGCGGUUCACAAAGUCCGUUGAUCCGCCUGUUAAGCCUCCUGCGCGCGUCGGAGUCGGAGCGGAGCAAAGAGAGACGGAGGGGGAGAAGGUGGUGGUGGUUAGUCGGCCGACGAGGGUGGUCGUGCCCAGUUGGGCGGCGGCGGCGGGUGCGAAGGCGAGUCCGCGAUGA